Messenger RNA from Pseudozyma flocculosa PF-1, 5481 nucleotides. RefSeq lists its product as uncharacterized. Gene Ontology annotation, molecular function: DNA-binding transcription factor activity, RNA polymerase II-specific; RNA polymerase II cis-regulatory region sequence-specific DNA binding. The record is from RefSeq and is a predicted model, not a curated record. The coding region runs from base 1 to 5481 and encodes 1826 amino acids. Gene Ontology annotation, biological process: regulation of transcription by RNA polymerase II. Lineage: Eukaryota; Fungi; Basidiomycota; Ustilaginomycetes; Ustilaginales; Ustilaginaceae. The transcript has a single exon.
AUGCCACGUCAGACCGACUCCUCGCCAGCAGGCGCCUCUUCGGUCCACGUCGCCUUCGCCAAGCCCAUGACGACUCCAUCCAACCCGCGUCUGCUGGGCAGCUCCAACUGGACAAAGGGCUCCUCCGAGUACUCGCCAACGUCCACCAGCACACCAUUCGCAACGCCAGCAACGCGCGCCACCAGCAUCGCGCCCAGCACCUUUUCCAGAUCCGGGCCAGGAAACCGACGCGCAAAGCAGCUCCUCUUGUCGAGCGCCUCGUCGAUGGACGGGACGCGCCACGGCGACAUCCAGGCGAGCCCGACCCCCAUUGGAUCCCGAGCAGGCACGCCAGCCUCUCGGGAAGGCUCUGGCUCCGGCAGCGGUGGCGACGCCAACGCCAACAAGACUGCCAACCCGAGGCAGCGUAACCGGCUAGCCCAGCCAGCUCCGGCAAAUCCGGCGUCCGACGCCGAGGGGGCAUCGACGACACCGGCCUCUACGUCGGCCCAGAGCAAGGAGGCCGACGACUUCUACGCGAAAGCGCAGGCCAUGGGCCUCCGCCUGAGCCGCGAAGAUAUCGAGAGGACGCGGGCCGGCAUGGCUGCAUUCCUCAAGGCCGAGCGCCUGCCUUCGGGCUCAUCUGCGUCCAAGCCCCUGCUGGGCAAGAGCGAGGGAAAGGCGAGCGGCAACGAAGGCAACCGCAACCCGAUCGCACAGUCUCCGCAGUCAGCCUCGGCGAGCAGCGGCGAACGUCCAUCCGGCAUGCUGGGCGCGAGCGCCAGCUUGAAAUCCAGCAACCCCCAGCUCGGCCCCAGUGCCAUCCGCAGCGCUUCCGGACCGUCGUGGACAAGAAGCACAGGCAGCCCGAUGCUCGCCUUCUUCACCGCAGUCGUGUCUCAGGCCGAGUCUCCGAGCUCGUCCCAGGUCAGGGCCAGUCUCGACCAGAUCGGUAGCGCCGAGGAGCAGCGUCGGCUCAAGAUCAAGAAGGCCAAGCUCCGAGAGCGGCGCAAGGAGCAGAAUCUGCGAGGCCUGCAGCACCUGCAGACGCCGGACUGCUCUGCAGCCCUCGAAUCCACGCCUGCCGGCCGAUCGAGUGGCAGCUUCCAGACUCCACCAUCGCUCGGGUCGGGAUCGGUCCGAUCGAAAGCUUCUGGGAGCGGUCGCAGUCGGGAACGCGUUGGCCUCGGUCUCGACUUUGACGACAGCGACGGAAACGCCAGCCCGCUUCCUUCCACUCCGCCCGAGCCAAGCCGAACAUCGUUCAGCGACAGAAGGUCGCGCGGCCGGACCGUCUCGUUCGACACAAGCUCACCAGGCGAUGCGCUGCGGCAUUGCACCUCUCUCGAGGACCUCAGCAAGCGAGCCUGGGUCAGUCCGCGUGGCAAGCUGCACCUGAUGCAGUCGGCCGUGGACCCCGAAGGCGUCUUCCCUACUCCCGAGAGCGACGCCGACGACUCGGGCGUCUUCCUUGAGCACGAGGAGGCGCGCGCGGCCGUAGCCGGCGUCCCCAUUGACGGUUGGGGCACCCGGCAUCGACGCGAGAGCUCCGGCUACCCGAGCGGCACCGAUGCGCUCAACGACGUGAUGGGCAGGCUUGGCAUCCUCGACCAGGUGAUGGCCCAGCAGACCAGCCCUCGCAGGCUGUACAGGGAGGCCAAGCAGCGGGAAAGGGCCGAGAGGGAGCGCCGACAGGCAUCGGAGGCCGAGGCGGCAGAGCAAGCGGCACGGCAGGCGCUCGAGCUCGAUGCAGAGGCCCGCACGCACUUCGAGGGCGAAGAUGCGAAGGUCGACGAGUCGAGCGCUUCCGCGUCCAUGUCGGCCGCGGAAGAUGGCCGCUCGAGCGUCACGACACCCAACUCGACGCGCCGCAAAUGGCUGCCAUCGGGCGCCUACGGGACUGCGACGCCCCUGGACGCAUCGGCGUCCCGUGGCAAGAGGCUCGUCACGGGUAUGACGAGCCCGCAAAAUGGCCAUACGCGGAUGACUACGCGGGAGCACUACGACUUUGUCAUGCACGGCAUCUCUCCCAGCCAGGCCGCUGCGUUCGAUAGCCUCGAGUCGAUCUGCAACAUUAGCAACACCCCCGGACCGAUCACCUUCUCUGCAUCAUGGGACGCGGAGCCCCUCUCCGCGAUCCGACCCGCCGCCGCCACCGCCGACGCUGGCAAGGGCAGCGCCACAAGGGGCUUUCUCACUUCGGCGACGCCCUUCCGGACGAGCAUGUUUAUCGACGAGGCUCGGCCGGACCUGAUCGGCGUCAGCCCCUCGGUCGCCGGGCUCUUCCAGGCGAGGAGCGGUGGUCUGCCGAGCACCCAGUCGAAGCUCCUGCGGUCGGCCUCGGACGGCUUCGCUAUCGUAUCGCCGCUGUCCGGGCGCCUGCUGCCGAGCGUGCAGUCCCGCAUCUCGGAUCUCGAGUUCGAUGAAGAGCCGCCGGCGGCCGAGGAUGCUAUCGAUGGCCUGCCUGGCAUGGGACCGAGCUCCGCAUUCAACCCAAAACGAGGCCUCCUCUUCGGUGCAAGCCCUUCCUCGAGUGCCUCGCGCAUCGGCGGCGCUCUCGACGCGACUCUGGCGCGGUCUCCCGCCGCCAAAAGCUUCGGGCUAGUGGGCGCUUCUCCGGGGCGUGGCGCCCCGAGCCUGGGUUCGAGACUGGCAUUUGCCAGCCCCCGCACCGUGCUUCUACGCGCGCACUCGGGCGGCUCGAUCGAGAGCACAGCAAUCCGCAAGCUCAACCAGUCCCCGUGCCAGCUCGACUUCCACGCCGGAAGGCGAUCGAUGUCCGGUCAGGACCUGGCCGGUCACGGCUGGCCGGACAAGGCUUCGUCCGGCUGUCUCGACACUAUCAGCCCGGCCGACGUCUUCGGCUCCGCUGUCCCGCGUCUAGGACCGAACGGCAACACCAGCGGCGCCAGCACGUCUAAGAAGCAACCAAGGCCUCCACCGGAACCGGUCAAGGCCGACCGCGGCGGACUGCAGACCAAUCUGUCCUCCGACGACGAGACGCUCGGAGCUGGAGCCGAGGUCGAUGGGGACUACACCAGCGACGUGGAGCUCUCUUCGAGGAACAAGCACAUGGUCGGUCGGCGGGCACGCAGUCACUCGCCUCAGUCACCUCUGAAGCAGGCCGAAGGCUCGACGUCGGUGAUCCGGGAUGGCCUAGUGUAUCCCUCGGCGCGCCUAGACUACGGCAUUGUCGAAGAUGCUCACACGGGAGGUGCGCUGGCGGCAACGGCUGGAUCGAGCAAGUCUCGGAAGCGCGCCAAGCGCGUCGAAAAGGAGGCCUCUGCAUCGAACAAGAAGGCAGCGUCGAAGGCCAAGACCGGCUCCGAGGCCGACGGCAACAGCAUGGCCGCCGGUGCAGUCUCAUCGGUCGCUCGUCCCAGCCGCGAUUUCGAUCAGCUCGUGACGCAGCCGGCCACGGUCCAGAACGGCGAGACCGUCUGGGACCAGCCCGACGGCAGUCGCGUGGUCAAGCUCGUGUCCGAGGAGCUGCAGGCGGCGCUCGAUUCGGGCACCCUCGACCAGGAGCCGCCGGCGCGCUACUACCUGCUCCCGCCCGGCUUCGGUCGGUCGAAGACGAAGCCGCAGCUGGCCUCGUACGCUGGCCUCAUCGGCCAGGCCAUCAAGGCUUCGUCCGACAUGCGUCUUAGCCUUGCCGAGAUCUACGCCUGGAUCAGCACCACCUACCCAUUCUUCGAGCGUGGCGAUCGCGGCUGGCAGAACAGCAUCCGCCACAACCUCAGCCUCAACAAGAGCUUCAUGAAGAUCGAGCGAGAGGCUAACAUGCCCGGCAAAGGAGGCUGGUGGGGUAUCCAGCCCGGCCACGAGGAUCGCUUCCAGAACGGCGUCUACAACGCCUCAGGUCCAAAGGCCGAGAGCUCAAAGUCGAAGGCUGCUGCUGCUGCGGCGGCGGCGGCCGCUGCUGCAAGGCGUACGGAAGAUGCCGGGACUCCUGCAAACAGCGCGCAGAGCACCCCUGCCGUGACCACCGACAUGCCACUGCCCAGUCUCGAAGGUGCGAAUAGCGACGCUGCCGCAGUCGCGGGGAAGUCGCAAGCUGGCAAGCUCGGCCGAAAGAAGUCGUCGAUCAAGCGCAAGAAGACGUCGCUCGCGGCUGAGCGGAUCCAGGGCAGCGCCGAUGAGAGCAGCGACGAGAGCGCGGGCGAGGACGUGCCUCUCCGACUGUCGUCGGACCGCCCACAGAAGCGCGCUAGGGUGGGUGGCGUUAUGGAUGGCACCGCAUCGACCGCCAGACUGCCGCUCGCCGAGACGCAGGUCCAGGCCGAGCCGAACCAGAGUCUCGACACGCAGCUCGAGUCAAUGACGCCCCUCAGGCCGCCGGGAUCCGCCUAUGCAAGCAGCGCCGCCGGCAGCCAGCACAGCCGUGGCGCGCCGAUGCUGACGGACAGCGCCAGCAGUCCGCCGAGCAGCCCGUUUACCCUGAUGCCGCCGCCGACGGUUCAGAUGACGGCGGACCACAGCGCGCUGAAGCGCAAGCUGGCAUCCUCCCACGGCGAGGGACACUAUGGCUACUCGACCGGCUUCUCGCCGACACCCUACAGCAUGCACGCUUCGCCGCUCUCGUCAGCGGGCCGCGGUGGCAACCCGUAUCGCACGAUGCGCAACUCGGCGCUGAGCGGCGCCUUCUCUUUCGCCAGCCAAACACACGGCGACGCGUCGGCAGGCUCGCCCCUUCGCCGCUCCACCAAGGGCUACGUCAACGGUGAUGUGCUGUCCAGGUCACCCAACCGAUUCCUGUCGAUGGGCUCGCCCGUAUCGUCGAUGCGCGGUUCGGCCAAGGCGGGCCAGGUGUCGGCGUCCCAAGCAGGGGCUGGUCGCGACGAGGCGGACCUGCCGCCGUUCGGCAGCAGCGGAGCAUCUACCAAGUCGCCCAACUCGACGGCCAGGAUGGCGGCCCUGGCACGCAGCCCGCUGCGGGGCUCGCCGCUCCGACAGGCCAGCUCAUCGUUCAACGGCUCGCCCGGCAGGCCGGUGGCCAGCUCGGCCCACCUCCAGAUGCAUCUCGGCAUGGGUGGCGCGGGGAUGAGCUCGACGCACGGUCUCGGCAUGGGCAUGGGCCUGAGCGGGUCCCCCGUUCGCAGGUCGGUCCAGUCGCGUUACGGAUCCACGCUCUCGCCGAUGCGGCGCUCGCUUAUGUCUUCGGCCGCGCUCUCGUCGCAUGGUCACUCGAUGGCCUCGUCAAAGCAGCUGCAGCAGCACAUGGGAGAGCUGGCGCCCAACCCGCUUCUUCACCACCAGUACGCUCCGCACCAGCCGCAGCAAGCGGGGUGGUACUCGGACGAUCCCUUUGAUGGAUCGGCCCACCAGGCCGACCAGUUUUCGCAGGGGUUUGGCUAUGGCGGUGCGAGCAACGACGCCGCCUCGGCCUCGGACGGUCCUCAGGCCAGUCCGCUGCGGAUGAUGUGGAACACGAUCCAGGCGGCCGGAGGCGUCGAGGCCUUUACCGGCGGCCACCAGGCUGCCCAGCAGCAGCAGCACUAG